AUGCCUCAGAAGCGGGCAGCUGGUCGGGGUCCUCGGGGACGCGAGCCACGCGGCCAGAAAGCCAAGGGCGAGGAGAAGGAGGCAGAUGUCUUUGAAGAUGAGAAACCCCCAAAGAAGAGUCUGCUCUCAAAAGUCUCACAGGGAACGAGGAAGAGGGGUGGCCGUGAUCCUGGGGGCUCACCAGAUGGUCCAGUAAAGAAGGUGGCCAAGGUGACUGUGAAAUCUGAAAGCCUCGAGGUUAAAAAGGAUGAAGUCGUCAGUGAUGGGGAAGAUUUCAGAGACUUUAAAAGUGCCUGCAAGAAGGCACACCAUCCAAAGAGAGAGUCUGCUGUGGACAAAGACAGCCACGAAGGAGACGACGAUGAGGAGGAAAGUGAAGAUGAUUGGGAAGAGGUAGAGGAACUCAGUGAGCUCGUGCCAGAUGAUGGGGCAGAAAAUGCAACCUUCUCUCAAUCUGUUCUGCCUGUGAAGCCAGUGGAGAUAGAGAUUGAAACACCGGAGCAGGCGAAAGCAAGAAAAAGAAGUGAAAAAAUACAAAUGGAGUUUGAGACCGCUCUGCGGAGACUGAUGAAGCGUUUCAAUAAAGAAGUCCAUGAGGACACACACAAGGUUCACCUUCUGUGCCUGUUAGCAAACGGCUUCUAUAGAAAUGGCAUCUGCAACCAGCUCGAUCUUCAGGCUAUUAGCCUCUCCAUCAUCCCAGUUCGCUUUACCAAAGUGCCUCCCCAAGACGUGGACAUCUCCUACCUGUCAAACCUGGUGAAAUGGUUCAUUGGAACAUUUACAGUUAACUCUGACCUUUCAAUCAGCGAGCACGACAGCCUACAAACUACGUUGGAAAGGAGAUUUGCGAUUUACUCUGCCCGAGAUGAUGAAGAAUUGGUCCAUAUAUUUUUACUGAUGCUCCGGGCCCUGCAGCUCCCAACCCGACUGGUAUUGUCUCUACAGCCAGUUCCUCUGAAGUUAUCAGUAGCCAAGGGAAAGAAGCCUAAAAAGAGUUCCACAGAGAGUCCUGAGGGCUCCUCAGAAACUUCCAGCCAAGUCUCAGAAAAUCAAACCAAACCAAAGACCAGCAGAGGAACCAGAAAAGAGGGCACUUCUUCUAAAGGCACCAACGGUCCAAGUGCCAAAGGGAAGAGGAGUAAGGCAGCUGCCGUGGGGAAGAAGCGGAGGGAACCCUCCUCCAGUGAGGAAGAAGAGGGCGAGGCGGGAGAGCAGGAAGAGACCCAGAGACAGCUGCGUGGCCGGGAGCGACGGGUGGCCUCCAGGGUGUCUUAUAAAGAGGAGAGUGGGAGUGAUGAGACCAACAGUGGCUCUGACUUCGAGCUCUCCAGUGGGGAAGCCCAUCAUCCGUCUGAUGAGGAUUCUGAGCCUGGUCCUUCGAGACAGAGGAGGGCCCCGGCCCCUCAGAGGACAAAGGCAGAGUCCAAAAGUGACUCCAGGACCCGACGUGGAAGCCACCCUAAGCAUCCCGACUCUCCAGCAGCAUCCACAAGCUCUUCAAGCAGUAAAAAUAUGAGAGGCAAGAAAAUGUCCAGUGAUGGUGAGAGGACAGAAAAAGGGAAAACAGCUGGUGUGGACCAGUGGCUAGAGGUGUUCUGUGAGCGGGAGGAAAAAUGGGUGUGUGUGGACUGUGUGCAUGGUGUGGUGGGCCAGGCCGUGACAUGUUACAGAUACGCCACCAAGCCCAUGGCCUACGUUGUGGGCUUUGACAAUGAUGGUUGGGUCCGGGAUGUCACCCAGAGGUAUGACCCAGCCUGGAUGACAGCGACCCGCAAGUGCCGGGUUGAUGCCAAGUGGUGGGCUGAAACCCUGAGACCCUACCAGAGCCCAUUGGUGGAAAGGGAAAAGAAAGAAGACUUGGAGUUUCAGGCAAAGCACCUGGACCAGCCUUUGCCCACUGUCAUUGGCACAUACAAGAACCACCCUCUUUAUGCCCUGAAGAGGCAUCUCCUGAAAUACGAGGCCAUCUAUCCCGAGACAGCUGCCAUCAUUGGCUAUUGUCGUGGAGAAGCUAUCUACUCCAGGGAUUGCGUGCAAACCCUGCACUCCAGGGACACGUGGCUGAAACAAGGAAGAGUGGUGAGGCUUGGAGAAGUGCCCUACAAGAUGGUGAAAGGCUAUUCCAACCGGGCCCGGAGAGCCCGCCUUGCUGAGCCCCAGCUGCAGGACCAAAAUGACCUGGGCCUAUUUGGCAAGUGGCAGACAGAGGAGUACCAGCCACCUGUGGCUGUGGACGGCAAGGUCCCCCGGAAUGAAUUUGGGAACGUGUACCUCUUCCUGCCCAGCAUGAUGCCUGUUGGCUGUGUUCAACUGAAUCUGCCCAACCUGAACCGCGUGGCUCGUAAGCUGGGCAUCGACUGUGUCCCGGCCGUCACCGGCUUUGAUUUCCAUAAAGGAUACUCCCAUCCCAUAACUGACGGGUACAUAGUCUGCGAGGAAUACAAAGAUGUGCUCCUGGCCGCCUGGGAAAAUGAGCAGGCACUCAUUGAAAAGAAGGAGAAGGAGAAAAGGGAGAAGCGGGCGCUGGAGAACUGGAAGCUGCUGGCUAAGGGACUGCUCAUCAGGGAGAGGUUGCAGCUUCGCUAUGGGGCCAAGAGUGGAGCAGAAACUCCCCACCCAGCAGGAGGUGGGCUCUCUUCUGAUGAAGAGGAAGGAACCAGCUCGCAAGCAGAAGCGGCCAAGAUCCUGGCUGCUUCCUGGCCCCAGAACCGAGAAGCUAAAGAAGAGCAGAAGCCAAGGUGCCCUAAGAAAACCAAAAGGGAAAAGGCGGAGGCUUCCCACCUGUUCCCAUUUGAGAGGUUAUGAUGUGAGUGGCCAUGGUGUCCACGGAGAAGGCAAACAAGCAGCGUGGAUUGCAGACAAGGAUGCGGGGACAGCAGGGUCAAGUUGAGGUGGUGCUGCAGGUCUAGUGUGGCCCAGUCCUUGUCAGAGCCACUCAACAUAGGGCCUUCAAAGUCUCUUGCUCCCACACCCUAUGUCUUGAGCUGUGGAACCCUUUCCUGGAGACCCUCCUGCACUUAGACCUGCUGCUUCCCCUUUUGAAACAUGAGUUUGUUUUUUAUAGAAACGCCUGGGAAAUUUUCAGAUAAUUGUACAUUAGUAAUGCACCAGUCCCUUCCAGAUUCUUCAUCUGUCAGACACUGGUGCUCUCGCCUCUCUUGCAGACUUCAGACCCUCUCUCUGCAGGCCACUCAUUUUCCCUCAAUCAGGUUUACUAAUACUGCCUAAUGCUGCCUCUUUAAUAUGGGGAGCACAGGUCAACUCGGAUUCUGGUAUUUUGGGGAUCCACUUUUCAAAGUUACAUUUCAUGAUGGCAGAAGACUAGAGUCAUUACUGGAUAAAUUUUAUAAAGCUCUAUGGCACUGUAGGUAUUUAGAAUAACAUUUUGAGAAAAAAAUAAAGCAUUUAUCUAAAAAGA
Messenger RNA from Myotis davidii, 3421 nucleotides. It is a transcript of the gene XPC, whose product is annotated as xeroderma pigmentosum, complementation group C. The transcript is spliced from 16 exons. The record is from RefSeq and is a predicted model, not a curated record. Bases 1 to 2808 code for a protein of 935 amino acids. Gene Ontology annotation, cellular component: nucleus; cytoplasm; nucleotide-excision repair factor 2 complex. Gene Ontology annotation, molecular function: damaged DNA binding; single-stranded DNA binding. Gene Ontology annotation, biological process: mismatch repair; nucleotide-excision repair. Lineage: Eukaryota; Metazoa; Chordata; Mammalia; Chiroptera; Vespertilionidae.